CGCUCCAGCUGGCCAAUCAGAGCUCAGCACAAACUUUCCCAACUCCCUCACCAGCUGUCAAUUCCCCCCCACCCUGCCAGCUGUUCCUCCCGCCGGCGCUGGAGAGCAGGGCGAGGCUGUGGCGGGGUCUCGAGCAGUCUCCUCCAGUUCCCGAGUGCAGCCGGCCGACGGAGCGCGCUGAGCCGGUGGAGUCGCCGCGCUCCGCUGCGGCCCGUUCCGGUCGCUUGCCUUGCGUGUGGGCCCCGCGCGGAUGGGGAGCGGCUGGGGCCUGGGCCAGCCGCGGGCCGGCCUCUGCCUGCUCUUGGCUGCGCUGCAGCUUCUGUUCCGGACGCAGGCUGCAGACCUGGUGGAUGUACUGAAGGCUCUGGGCGUGCACAGAGGCCAGGCUGGGGUCUCCGAGGGGCCUGGCUUCUGCCCUCAUAGGGCCCCAGAGGGAGACCGGGCAUUCAGGGUGGGUAAGGCCAGCACACUGAGUGUCCCCACGUGGGAGCUCUUUCCAGAUGGACAAUUCCCUGAGAACUUCUCCGUGUUGGUCACUCUGCGGGGCCAGCCAGCCAGCCAGUCCAUUCUUCUGUCCAUUUAUGAUGAGACAGGUGCCCGGCAGUUGGGACUGGUGCUGGGGCCGGUGCUGGGCCUCCUAGGUGACCCUGUUAGUCCCCUUCCCCAGCAGGUCAACCUCACAGAUGGCAGGUGGCACCGUGUGGCAGUCAGUGUGGAUGGCAGAAUGGUGACCCUGGUUGUUGACUGUGAACCUCAGCCCUCCAUGUUGCACCAAGGACCUCGAUCCAUCAGCACAGCUGGACUCACUGUGCUGGGGACCCAGGACCCGGGGGAGGAGGCUUUUGAGGGAGAUAUUCAGGAGCUGCUGAUAUUCUCAGAUCCUCAGGCUGCCUUCCAGGCCUGUGAGCAAUACCUUCCUGGCUGUGACAACCUGGACCCCUCAGCCACAGCAGCCCCCCAGGAUGAGCCAGAAACCCCUCCCCCUAGACGGAAAGGGAAGGGGAAGAAGAAAGGGCGUGGUCGCAAGGGGAAGGGUAGGAAGAAGAAGAACAAGGAAACUAUGACUUCGAGUCCAACUUCUGCCUCCCUGGAGAACCAGACCUCUGCUGACAUCCCCACGACAGCAAUGCCGUCCCAAACUCUGCCUCUAACCCCCACGUCUCCUUUGGUCAUCACCACCACUGUGUCUACUGCUGACAUCCCCACGACAGCAAUGCCGUCCCAAACUCUGCCUCUAACCCCCAUGUCUCCUUUGGUCAUCACCACCACUGUGUCUACUGGCCACAAUGUCACCAUUCUAGAGGGGGGUCUGGACCCUGACAACGGAACAGAGCCAGAAAGCCUAAAGACUGAGGCACCCAUGGAGGAUGAGGAAUCAGGUAGCCUCACCAUGGGUCCCAUCUUCCGGGCAGUGGAGCAGCCAUCAAGGACCCAGUUCGAGAUCUUUCCUGUAGCUGGAGAGAAGGGAGCAAAAGGAGAGCCAGCAGUGAUCGAACAGGGGCAGCAGUUUGAGGGGCCUCCAGGAGCCCCAGGACCCCAAGGGGCGGAUGGCCCCUUGGGCCCUCCUGGCCCUCCAGGAUUUCCUGGGGACCCUGGCCUACCGGGCCCUGCUGGCCUCCCAGGGACCCCUGGCGUUGAUGGGAUCCGGGGUCUACCAGGCACUGUGAUCAUGAUGCCGUUCCAGUUUGUAAGCAGCUCCUUCAAAGGACCUUCAGUCUCCUUCCAGCAGGCCCAGGCUCAGGCAGUACUGCAACAUGCUCAGCUCUCCAUGAAAGGUCCCCCUGGUCCAGUGGGGCUCACUGGGCGCCCAGGCCCCAUGGGUCUCCCUGGGUAUCCAGGUCUGAAAGGAGAGAUGGGAGAAAUGGGACUACAGGGUCCUCGAGGCCUUCAGGGCCCCCCUGGUCCCACUGGCCGAGAAGGCAAGAUGGGCCGCUCUGGAGCAGAUGGGCCUCGGGGCCUCCCAGGGGACACAGGACCCAAAGGUGACCGAGGGUUUGAUGGCUUGCCAGGGCUACCUGGUGAGAAGGGCCAAAGGGGUGACUUUGGCCAUGUUGGGCAGCCUGGUCCCCCAGGAGACGAUGGUGAUAAAGGAGCACAGGGACCUCCAGGGCCCACUGGCCAGGCUGGGGAGCCGGGUCCUCGAGGACUGAUUGGCCCCAGGGGCUCCCCUGGCCCCCCAGGACGCCCGGGUGUAGUUGGAAUUGAUGGUGCUCCAGGUGCCAAAGGAAAUGUGGGCCCUCCAGGAGAACCAGGCCCUCCAGGACAACAGGGAAACCCUGGGUCCCAGGGAAUUCCUGGACCCCAGGGACCCAUUGGCAUUCCUGGGGAGAAGGGUCCCCCUGGGAACCCAGGAAUUCUAGGUCUCCCAGGAGCUGAUGGCCCUCCGGGUCACCCAGGCCAUGAGGGCCCCAUGGGAGAAAAAGGGGCCCAGGGUCCACCAGGGUCAGCAGGCCCUUCGGGCUAUCCUGGACCUCGGGGUGUGAAGGGCACCUCUGGCAACCGAGGCCUCCAGGGGGAGAAAGGAGAGAAGGGAGAGGAUGGCUUCCCAGGCUUCAAGGGUGAUGGGGGGCUUAAAGGUGAUAGGGGGCACCCCGGACCCCCAGGUCCUCGGGGAGAGGAUGGCCCUGAAGGGUUGAAAGGGCAGGUGGGGCUGGCUGGCGAGGAGGGGCCCCCCGGCUCAGCUGGGGAGAAGGGCAAACUUGGGCUGCCGGGUCUCCCAGGUUACCCAGGACGCCCAGGCCCUAAGGGAUCUAUUGGGUUUCCCGGGCCUCUGGGUCCCGUAGGAGAGAAAGGAAAGCGGGGGAAGGCGGGACAGUCAGGGCUGGAAGGAGAGCGAGGACCACCAGGUUCCCGUGGAGAGAGGGGGCAACCAGGUACCACAGGGCAUCCAGGCCCCAAGGGAGAUGUGGGCCAGGAUGGGGCCUCAGGAAUCCCUGGAGAAAAGGGCCUCCCCGGUCUGCAAGGACCUCCCGGAUUCCCUGGGCCAAAGGGCCCCCCUGGCCCCCAGGGAAAAGAUGGGAGACCUGGGCACCCUGGACAGAGAGGUGAAUUGGGCUUCCAAGGUCAGACAGGCCUGCCUGGACCAGCUGGUGUUGUGGGGCCUCAGGGAAAGACGGGAGAAGCGGGGCCUCUGGGUGAGAGGGGGCCCCCAGGUCCACCUGGACCUCCUGGUGAACAAGGUCUUCCGGGCCUGGAAGGCAGAGAGGGGCACAAGGGGGAACUGGGACCACUGGGACCCCUCGGGAAGGAAGGGCCACCUGGACCCAGGGGCUUCCCUGGGCCCAAAGGAGCCCCUGGGGACCCGGGACCAACCGGUUUGAAGGGUGACAAAGGCCCCCCGGGCCCCACCGGGGCCAACGGCCCCCCUGGUGAGCGAGGUCCUGUGGGCCCAGCAGGAGGCAUUGGACUUCCUGGCCAAAGUGGAGCCCAAGGCCCUGUUGGCCCUGCAGGCGAGAAGGGGUCCCCAGGUCAACGUGGUUCCCCAGGCCCCACUGGCAAAGAUGGGAUCCCAGGGCCUCUGGGGCUUCCUGGACCCACUGGAGCUGUUGGGCCUUCUGGCGAGGAAGGGGACAAGGGUGAAGUAGGCGCCCCUGGUCACAAAGGGAGCAAAGGUGAUAAGGGGGAUGCGGGCCCACCUGGACCAAUAGGGGUACGAGGUCCUGCAGGACACCCAGGCUCCCCGGGAGCAGACGGAGCUCAGGGACGCCGGGGACCCCCAGGUCUCUUUGGACAGAAAGGCGAUGAUGGAGUCAGAGGCUUUGUGGGGGUUAUUGGCCCCCCUGGCCUGCAGGGGAUGCCAGGCCCUUCUGGAGAGAAGGGGGAGGUUGGCGACGUAGGGCCCAUGGGUCCCCAUGGACCUCCAGGCCCACGGGGCCCCCAUGGACCCAGUGGAUCAGAGGGCCCUCCAGGGCUGCCUGGAGGAGUUGGUCAGCCGGGCGCUGUGGGCGAGAAGGGUGAGCCAGGGGAGCCUGGAGACCCAGGACCCCCAGGAAAACCAGGCAUCCCGGGUCCCAAGGGAGAAGUUGGUGAAAAAGGGGACUCAGGCCCAUCUGGGGCUGCUGGACCCCCAGGCAAGAAAGGACCCCCUGGAGAGGAUGGAGCCAAAGGGAGUGUGGGCCCCACAGGACUCCCAGGAGACCUAGGACCCCCAGGAGACCCUGGCACUUCGGGUAUAGAUGGCCCCCCAGGGGAGAAGGGAGACCCUGGUGAUGUUGGCGGUCCGGGCCCACCUGGUGCUUCUGGGGAACCGGGCCCCCCUGGGCCCCCUGGCAAGAGGGGUCCUUCAGGCCGCAUGGGUCAAGAAGGCAGAGAAGGGGAGAAAGGUGCCAAAGGGGAGCCAGGCCCUGAUGGCCCCCCAGGGGGGAUAGGCCCAGCUGGGGCUCGAGGGCCUCCUGGGCGUGUCGGGCCUGAAGGUCUACGAGGAAUCCCUGGCCCUGUGGGUGAACCAGGCCUCCUAGGACCUCCUGGACAGAUGGGCCCUCCUGGCCCCCUGGGCCCCUCUGGCCUUCCAGGACUGAAGGGAGAUGCUGGCCUUAAGGGGGAAAAGGGCCAUAUUGGAUUAGUUGGCCUCAUUGGUCCUCCUGGGGAAGCUGGUGAGAAAGGGGAUCGUGGAUUUCCAGGCGUGCAGGGCCACCCCGGCCCCAUGGGAGAUCCUGGUCUCCCUGGCCCCAUCGGCUCCUUGGGUCACCCUGGGGCCCCUGGUGUGGCAGGCCCUCUGGGACAGAAGGGAUCAAAGGGGUCCCCGGGAUCCCUUGGUCCCCGAGGAGACACUGGCCCCCCAGGGCCUCCUGGGCCCCCGGGUUCCCCAGCGGAGCUGCACGGGCUGCGUCGGCGCCGGCGCUCCGUCCCGGUCCUGGGGACACCGGAGGAGGCCUUGGCGGGCGGCAUGGAGGAGGUGCUGGCCUCGCUCACGUCUCUGAGCUUCGAGCUGGAGCAGCUGCGGCGCCCGCCGGGCACGGUCGAGCGCCCGGGCCUCGUGUGUGGCGAGCUGCACCGCAACCACCCGCACCUGCCGGACGGGGAAUACUGGAUUGACCCCAACCAGGGCUGCUCGAGGGACGCACUCAGGGUUUUCUGCAACUUCACGGCGGGAGGAGAGACCUGCCUCUACCCGGACAAGAAGUUUGAGACCGUGAAACUAGCCUCCUGGUCCAAGGAAAAGCCAGGAAACUGGUAUAGCACAUUUCGUCGAGGGAAGAAGUUCUCCUAUGUGGAUGCUGAUGGGUCCCCGGUGAGUGUGGUACAGCUGACUUUCCUGAAAUUGCUAAGCGCCACUGCACACCAGAGCUUCACCUACUCCUGCCAAAACUCAGCCGCCUGGCUAGAUGAAGCUGCGGGUGACCAUGGCCGUUCCCUCCGCUUCCUCGGGGCCAAUGGGGAGGAGCUGUCCUUCAACCAAACGGCAGCGGCCAUCAUCAGCAUCCCUCAUGAUGGCUGCCGGCUCCGGAAAGGACAGGCGAAGACCCUCUUGGAGUUCAGCUCUUCUCGAGUGGGAUUUCUGCCCCUGUGGGAUGUGGCGGCUACUGACUUUGGCCAGACAAACCAGAAGUUUGGAUUUGAGCUGGGCCCUGUCUGUUUUAGCAGCUGAGAGUUUUGGGGGUGGGACAGACAGUGAUGGAGCCCCAGAAGGGGCACAUUUGGUGCUGAGGCUUUGAAGCCACCAUAUUUAUCGUCUCCUGUGACUGUGGAACCAGGAGAAGGUCUGCUCGGUAUGGUCAAAAAGUAUUUCUUCUCCCUUCCAGGGGGAUGGGGACUGCACUCUUCUGGCCCAAGGAUCCACCCUCCCCACCUCACAGGUGGCAUAAGUGUAACCUGGCUCUUUUCCCCCUCUAUCCCAACAUAGCCCUUGACUCCCCACACCUGUGACUCCAUGCAAUGAACUUCAAACUCAGAGCUGAUGAAUGCCCCCCAUGCCUGCCUCCCCUCUCCUCAGUCAGUGCCCUCGAUGCCCGGUGGUGCUACCCUUCCCCAUAGUUAAGCACUGGAUGUCUCCUGAUCCCAUCCCCCAAGGCUGCGAUCCCUUCGCUCAUUCCUGUUCCCAGGUUGGGUCCACAGUGAAGGGACCAAAGUCAGACUAUAGAGGGAAGUGGGACUUCCCCUGGCUGAGCUGAGGUCUCCUUCUACUGCCUUAGCCCAGCUCUGGAUACUCCGCUAUCUGCCCAAGCUCACCUUGCCAUGCCAGGUGGUUUGGGAACCAAGAUGGUGGAGAUAAAUCCGGAUCCUAAUGGUGCUGCCCUAUUUAUACCUGGGUUUAACACAAAGGGAAAAUCCCCUAUGUUGUGUAUUUAAUCUGCUUCCUCCUUAGGGAGGGCUGGGAUAUGAUGAGAGAAUUCCAGCACCCCUUCACCCCAGGCCAUAGGGCAUAAUUGGCAUCUCAAGUCUGAGAAUAAACCAGUGAACUGUG
Molecule: messenger RNA, 6403 nt
Organism: Loxodonta africana (African savanna elephant)
Lineage: Eukaryota; Metazoa; Chordata; Mammalia; Proboscidea; Elephantidae
Gene: COL5A3
Product: collagen type V alpha 3 chain
Exons: 67
Coding region: 251-5587 (1778 amino acids)
Biological process (GO): extracellular matrix organization
Cellular component (GO): collagen type XI trimer
Molecular function (GO): extracellular matrix structural constituent conferring tensile strength
Source: RefSeq, a predicted model, not a curated record